AUGGAGAGAGACAGGAGGAAAAGACCGGAGCAAGGCAGACCAGAACAACUUAUUUCGGAGGAACUAAGAAGGAGAAAAGAAGAGGAGCAGGCCAAGAUUUACAAUCAGGAGGAGUGGCAAACAAACAAUGGUAGAAGAUCGAGAAGAAAAGGGUUGAUGAAUCAUAAAGAUUGGAGAGAGAAGUUGCCUACAACAUCCGUGUUUGUAUCAAACUUACCGGAAAAUAUUAGCGAAGCUUCACUAUACAGGAAAUUCAGUUCGUACGGGGAUUUAGUCAGCGUGUACGUUGCAAAGAAAAGGGACUGCCAGAAAAAUAUUUUUGGCUUUCUCAGAUUUGUAAAGGUCAGUGAUGAGGAUUCUCUGGUGGACAGCAUGAGUCAUGUCACGUUCGAAGGGGUGAAGGUCGAAGUGAAUAUCGCCAAAUAG
Molecule: messenger RNA, 426 nt
Organism: Helianthus annuus (common sunflower)
Lineage: Eukaryota; Viridiplantae; Streptophyta; Magnoliopsida; Asterales; Asteraceae
Product: ribosome biogenesis protein 15-like
Exons: 1
Coding region: 1-426 (141 amino acids)
Biological process (GO): mRNA splicing, via spliceosome
Cellular component (GO): nuclear speck
Molecular function (GO): RNA binding
Source: RefSeq, a predicted model, not a curated record